CUCGGAGCACCAUUCAUCAACGUGCAGUCGCCAUGGCGCGCCGAUACGAUUCCGCAUCGGGCGGUGCGUCCUCGCCCAUCUUUUCCCCAGCCACUACUCGCAAGCGCACCCUCACCUACGCCCGCCGCGCCAAAUCCCACCUCGUCUCCAAGACUUCACGUGCACGCUCCACAGCAUCCCUCGACCCGGUGCUACCACCACAGCAGGACGACACGCGCGAAUUCGACGUCGAAGCCAUCAUCGACGAAAACCGGAGCACGCGGCGCUUCCUUGUACGAUGGUCGGGCACAAACCCCGCCACCGGCUCCAAGUGGCCCGAUUCAUGGGAGCCACGAAGCAACCUCAACCGCGCGGCCUUGGAGCAUUGGAGGAGGACGGCGAGGCCGGCGAGCCACCGAAAAGCGAGCGGGCGUGUCCGCAGCACAGCCGACCGCGGCACUGCGGUCGCUGCGACAGAAGAAGAAGAAGAUGAUGAUGAUGGCGAUACAGAGAAUGUGUGGGCCGUCGAGGCAAUCCUGGACGAACGAGCAAGACACUACCUAAUUCGAUGGGAUGGCGCAGAUCCUGCCACUGGCCAAAAAUGGUCCGACUCGUGGGAACCAAAGGCGAAUGUUGGUCGGGCAGCAAUUGAGGAGUGGGAAGCAUCCCAGAACGGGAAGACGACGAGGAAGAAGAAGAAGAAGAAGUGAACAGGUGGGCGGGAGAGAACGUGCAGCGUGCUAUUCCCUUCGAGCGAUUCGCAAGACUCUGAGGAUUACAGAGGUUUGGAGAAGAUCAUGAGACUCUGAAGAAACGGCGUGCACUUCGGCGACAUCUCUCGGUGCGCACUCUGGGUAGAAAGGAAGUGCACUUUGGCGACAGCUCUCUGUGCGCACUCUGUGUAGAAGGAAGUGCGCUCCUGCCGACAGGAUCUGGUAUACAGAAUGCUGAAGACUUCGAGAUCGAGUUUCAAUCGCAAUCGCCUGGCAUACCAACUUAGGUCCUGUUCGAUCUCGCCAUCAGUCGACUUCAGAUGAUAUAGAUGGUACGGGAAUGUUGGAAAAGGAGAAAAACAAAAACGCACGAGUCGUCUUCAAAAGCGGUGCCUCUCUCAAGCCUACAUUAAACAUUGUCGCCUUUUGACUGGUUGCAUUCUCUGAUUAUUGGCGCUGGCAUUGUGCCUUCUUCUGGAACAUUUCAAAACAGCCUUUCCAGCCAGAUCAUUCUAAAGAGCACUACAAAUCGCCAUUGUUCGACAAUGCUUUGCAUCUUCGGACCUCCUCACGUGCGCGGGAUACUGCUCGCCAGCUCGUCUCGCUCCUCUGGCUGUCUUCCAGAUCGCGGCCCGAUGUGAAUCGGAGUCAGCUGAGCUGGGUAAAGGCAUUGCAUUCUGCGGCUUCCUCGUUGCAGUUGUCGGAGCAGGAAUCGCCAGACACCACUGCACUUCCCUCAACGCUAAUAUUGCAGGCCUCGAGCGUCAUCGCGUCUUUCGGCAUCACCAGACCAGCUUGGAGGUAUCAGAUCCUCGAAUAUGGAAAUGGAUCUAUGCCCUUAGGCUGGCCAUGUUAGGCCAACCUUGGCUCGAUGCAUACCUCUCCUAGAUCUCGCACUCGAGACUCGCACUGCUAGUAAGAGCGCAGCUCUCGUCGCUAAUAUUCCGUAAAUGCCCUCGAAUAGAGGAGAACUAUAGUAUUUGUAAUAACACCGAGACUAUAACUAGAGACGACGACGACUCUCCGAGACAAAGCGCUAUUAAUCUAGUUAGACUUUAUACGAAA
Molecule: messenger RNA, 1757 nt
Organism: Cercospora beticola
Lineage: Eukaryota; Fungi; Ascomycota; Dothideomycetes; Mycosphaerellales; Mycosphaerellaceae
Source: RefSeq, a predicted model, not a curated record